Messenger RNA from Myxocyprinus asiaticus (Chinese sucker), 1423 nucleotides. Its product is annotated as natterin-4. NCBI's taxonomy places the organism in Eukaryota, Metazoa, Chordata, Actinopteri, Cypriniformes, Catostomidae. Bases 279 to 1145 code for a protein of 288 amino acids. The record is from RefSeq and is a predicted model, not a curated record. The transcript has 3 exons.
GUUCAUUAGUGAAGUACCUCAGUCUCAACAACUCUGCUCUUAAAUUCACAGGUGACCAUUCAGGUGUCUGCAGGAGUAUUUCCAAUUUCUCUACAGGGAUUAAAAAUUCUUUCCAGCGUCUGCGUGGUGGGCUUGGUCGGAUUGUUCGAUUUACGAAACGCCUGUUUCACAAGGGCCACAAAGAAACUCAACUCAGCAGCAAACUGAUAUGGGUCUCCCCCAAAGAUAAAACGCAGGAAGUGCCUCCAAAUGCAGUUACUGUCUAUGACGAUGCAACAAUGACAGAUUAUUAUGUUGCUAGACAUGAAGACUGUAAGCCAUGCUUUAUUAAGAGUGGGGAUAAAUCUUGUAUGACAUUUUUACCACAAAAAGCUACAAACAGUAAAAAGAUUACUGAUAUUAAUAAUAUUAUGUAUCUUGUAAAUGAUGACGAAUUUGAAAUUCUGCAAUGGCAGCCAUCCUCAAAUGAUAAUUUUCCUCCUUUGCCAGUGGAGACUUGUGAUGGUUACUUUAUUGCUAAAACUGACACUGGGUUAGGUUAUAUGAAAGCAAACAGUGCAAUUAAAAUUGACAAUCAACUACAAAAAAACAAACAGAGUGAAGUCCUCACUCUAAACUAUGACAUUGCAGAAGAGUUUUUGUCCAAUGUUACCUAUAAAAUGACACCACAAAAAGAAAAAGAAAAUGCAGAAGUGUUGAGGAAGAUAACAGCUAAUAACAAGAACUGCAAAGCAGCCAAACAAGUGGUGACGAUUGAGAGUGGCUUUGAAACAACAGAUUCUUUCCAAAUUGGUUUAACUAGUAUAUUUGGAGGGUCAAUUGAGCUUGAAGUUCCACUACUAGCCAAGAUGGAUCUAAAAGCAGAGAUUAGUCCUUCCAUUUCUAAAACUAAAACAAACAUAGACAAAGCUACUUCUGGGUACACUCUGGAAGUAGAGACACCACCUAACACUAUGUGCAGCAUUGUAGUGAAGAGCAUUAUCUUAAAAACCACCGUCCUGUUCACUGCACAGCUCAACAGAGUAUAUAGCAACAUGGCAAUGCGCAGUACCUGGGUCAGUGGCACCUACAAUCAUCAGGAAGUAGCAAAUCUCGAAGCAGUCAUGGAAGCCUGCAAGCCCAUUACUGAUGGAAGUAAAUGUUGAGACAGAAAACAUGUUAGUUUAAAACAAUCUAAAGCAAUUUCUGUAAUGAUAAAUUUAAUGAUGCGGAAAUGUACUGUAUAUUCAUAACUGAAAAUAUUGCCACUCUGCUGUCAUGGUACCAUUAAAAUGGCUUUUACUGUUCUACACACUUGCGUUAUCGUUUCUUCCACAUGAUUUUUCCUUCUCUCUUAAAUGUGUUUCCUCAUGAUAUUAUUCUAUCUCAAUACAGAUUCAUCAUGACAUCAUAAAGGGGUUGUGACUUUUACUGCUCAAAAUUA